UCGGUCUGUUCGUUUCUGGCGUUGGGCUAAUAUAUAGGCCCGGCCAGCCGAGCGUGAGCCUUGGUGUGGCGUGCGUGCAAAACGUUAGAUCGCCCGUCCCGCUGUCCAUGUCCUCCGUCUACCGUCUACCAUCGACACCACCUCGCCAGGCAGCGCGCAAAACCUCUCCCAUCCGAUCCUGCUCUCCGCUGUCUUCUCGACCGUACGAGCGGCCGCCGGAGCGCAAUGCGAAGCGCGCGAGGGAGGAGGAGAUCCAUGCCGCGCCCGCGCAGCCGGACUUCCCCUUCGAGGAGGAGGAGGAGGAGGAGGAGGAGGAGGAGGAGGCCGCGGCGGGGGCGGGCGAGGCGUCGCGGCGGCCACCGGGGGUGUUCCAGUUCCCCUGGCAGAAGUGCCGCGGCGGGCUGGGCGUGUCCGCCGCUGGGUCGUCACGGGAGCUGCGCGACGUCUUCUUCCGCUCCCUCGUCGACGGGGGCGCCGCGGCCAUCGGCGUGCCGGGGGACCGGCUGGUGUCGCCGCCGCCCGGCAGGCGCGCGCUCCUCGAGGGCGUCGACGCGUGGCUCGCCGCGGCCGCCGACGGCGAGGUGGACCCGGUCUGGCGGUCCGCGCUCAUGGCCCGCUCGUCGAGGAUGGACGGACGUGGGCCCUCCCCGCGCAUGCUUCGACCCCGCGUGGCAUCGAGUGCGCUGCGGUGCCCUCCAUCAUCAGCCGCGUGACGCUGAGGUGGCUCGAGGCAGCGCUGUGGGGACCGUGGGUGCUGAUAUGAUGGAGUAGGCAAGAGGACCAAGGAGAAGCGGUAGAGAAUCAUGGCCAGUGGGUGGUGAUCCUUGUCUUUCCCAUGUUAUCCGCACUGUAUACUGUACAAUUAUCAUUAGACAUGCCGGCAAAAAAAAAAAGGUUCUGUAAUCUUUUGGGGAAACCAUUGCAACAUCCGUUUCUCCUAUUUCACCUAGAUACUAGAGUAGACCAUGGUAGAUAUAGAAUUAUAGAUAAGGCCUUGUUUGGUUCUUUAGUCACUAACUAAAAUUUAGUCGCUAAAGUAUCCCGUUUGAUUCCA
Messenger RNA from Zea mays, 1054 nucleotides. RefSeq lists its product as uncharacterized. The transcript has 2 exons. Bases 108 to 713 code for a protein of 201 amino acids. Lineage: Eukaryota; Viridiplantae; Streptophyta; Magnoliopsida; Poales; Poaceae. The record is from RefSeq and is a predicted model, not a curated record.